Messenger RNA from Cherax quadricarinatus, 591 nucleotides. The record is from RefSeq and is a predicted model, not a curated record. NCBI's taxonomy places the organism in Eukaryota, Metazoa, Arthropoda, Malacostraca, Decapoda, Parastacidae.
AGGUCUCCUCCAGCGGCUGAUGAUGCUGAAGUUGAAGGUGCAACAGUUAUACAGGGAAGCUGCAAAAUGGAUCCAGAAUUGACCAGUGCUCAGCUAAGCCGGCCUCGCCCAACUUCUGCACCAAGUACACCCACAAAAAUGAUGAAUGGCCAUAUUGGUGUUUCAGACACAGUUUCUGUUCUCACCACACCUUUAAAGCGUACUGUAUGUACACGUAGUCAGGCAAUAAAGGCAUUACAAAUUGAUUUAUCGCCCACUUCCCACAAUAAUGCAUCAGUUUCCUCAAGAGCCUCAAAAAGUUUAGAAUUAACUCAAUGUCCUAGCCAGGUUGCUGCGACAUCCUCAGAUCCUGUCCUGUCUACAGUAUUGUCUCGAUCCACUACACCUACCUCCUCAUUACCUAUAUCUGCAGAAGAUGGCACUAGUCCUCUCACAGGUCCACCAACACCCCACAAGAUUCAGGCACUUAAUGAGGAGAGAUUACGACUUGAUUCCCCACUUUCACCAUCAUCUGCCCUAUCCAAACUCAAGCUAUCAGUCGCACCAAAGAAGCUUACAUUCAAUGGCAAACCUACCAAAGCAAGAAAAAAG